Nematolebias whitei (Rio pearlfish) is the source of this 1809-nucleotide messenger RNA. It is a transcript of the gene akt1, whose product is annotated as v-akt murine thymoma viral oncogene homolog 1. The transcript is spliced from 14 exons. Gene Ontology annotation, molecular function: protein serine/threonine kinase activity; ATP binding. Bases 346 to 1767 code for a protein of 473 amino acids. Lineage: Eukaryota; Metazoa; Chordata; Actinopteri; Cyprinodontiformes; Rivulidae. The record is from RefSeq and is a predicted model, not a curated record. Gene Ontology annotation, biological process: protein phosphorylation.
GUUUACUCCUGUGACUGAUACGGGGUUGGCGCUAGGACCCGGGAGGCGCCGCCGCGCAGCAGCGGUUGGGAGGUGUUGUGGAAGAAAAGGCAAAGAGAGAGAAACGGAGUAAAUGAGAGCACUUCUGUCCACAUUGUUGAAGGACUUAUCAACUCCAAACACUCUCGAAACACCCCACUAUAAUGAGACGGACACACUGUUGAGCUCCUGUCCAGGUUACCACCAUUGAAAAGGCAGCUGUAAACCUCAGGACCCCAUCUCCAGGCUCCUGCCAGGGCUGAGUUAAGGAAGCAGAGUUGUGUCUCUCCCUGUGGGAAACCUGGAUCCUUCAUCUAGUCCACCAACAUGACCAAUGUGGUGAUUGUCAAGGAGGGAUGGCUGCAUAAAAGAGGAGAAUACAUCAAGACCUGGAGGCCAAGGUAUUUUCUUCUUAAGAGUGAUGGUACGUUUAUCGGUUACAAGGAGCGACCACAAGAUGUGGACCAGCUGGAAACCCCCUUAAAUAACUUCUCUGUAGCACAAUGCCAGCUGAUGAAGACGGAACGGCCCAAGCCCAACACAUUCAUCAUCCGCUGCCUGCAGUGGACCACUGUCAUCGAGCGCACCUUCCACGUGGAGACCCCCGAGGAAAGGGAAGAAUGGACCAAAGCCAUCCAGGCAGUAGCUGAAGGCCUUCACAAACAAGAGGAGGAGAUGAUGGACUCUUCUCCAGACCCCAUGGACAUGGAGGUCUACCUGACCAAACCCAGACACAAAGUGACUAUGCACGACUUUGAAUACCUCAAACUCCUGGGAAAAGGAACUUUUGGCAAAGUUAUUCUGGUAAAGGAGAAGGCCACAGGACGCUACUAUGCCAUGAAGAUCCUAAAGAAGGAGGUGAUCGUAGCGAAAGAUGAAGUGGCACACACACUCACAGAAAACAGAGUCCUCCAGAAUUCAAAACAUCCGUUCUUGACUGGACUGAAAUACUCCUUCCAAACACACGACCGCCUGUGUUUUGUAAUGGAGUAUGCAAACGGCGGCGAGCUUUUCUUCCAUCUGUCAAGAGACCGUGUGUUCUCAGAAGAGCGAGCUCGGUUCUACGGUGCAGAGAUAGUGUCGGCACUGGACUACCUGCAUGCUGAGAGAAAUGUGGUUUAUCGAGACUUAAAGCUGGAAAACCUCAUGCUGGACAAAGACGGACACAUAAAGAUCACAGACUUUGGUUUGUGUAAGGAGGGCAUCAAAGAUGGUGCCACUAUGAAAACUUUCUGUGGGACACCAGAGUACCUGGCGCCUGAGGUCCUGGAAGACAACGACUAUGGCCGUGCUGUGGACUGGUGGGGUCUCGGGGUGGUGAUGUACGAGAUGAUGUGCGGCAGGCUGCCUUUCUACAACCAGGACCACGAGAAGCUGUUUGAGCUCAUCCUCAUGGAGGACAUCCGCUUCCCUCGGACCCUCGGCCCAGAGGCUCGUUCGCUGCUCUCUGGUCUUCUGAAGAAAGACCCCAUGCAAAGGUUAGGUGGAGGGCCUGAUGAUGCAAAGGAAAUCAUGCAGCACAAGUUUUUUGCUGGGAUCAAUUGGCAAGACGUUUAUGAGAAGAAGCUGGUCCCGCCGUUUAAGCCCCAAGUUACCUCAGAGACGGACACACGAUAUUUUGACGAGGAGUUCACAGGACAAACCAUCACGAUUACGCCACCCGGACAAGAUAUCAGUAUGGAGCCCUUUGACAGCGAGCGACGACCCCACUUCCCCCAGUUUUCCUACUCUGCCAGUGGGACAGCCUAAAACGACUCAAAACAUUCCUCUGGUCCCACAAUUCCCACCACC